Molecule: messenger RNA, 285 nt
Organism: Phacochoerus africanus (Common warthog)
Lineage: Eukaryota; Metazoa; Chordata; Mammalia; Artiodactyla; Suidae
Product: protein SSX1-like
Exons: 3
Coding region: 1-285 (94 amino acids)
Biological process (GO): regulation of DNA-templated transcription
Cellular component (GO): nucleus
Source: RefSeq, a predicted model, not a curated record
AUGAACAGAGGCAGCUACUUUGCGCAAAGGACCAGGGAAGAUGCCCAGAAAUCGGAGAAGAAAUCCAAGGCUUUCAAUGAUAUUUCCAAAUACUUCUCUAAGGAAGAAUGGGCAAAGCUGGGAUACUCAGAAAAAAUCACCUAUGUGUGUAUGAAGAGAAACUAUGACACCAUGACUGGUCUAGGAUCCGGGAGAAGCAAGAUUAAUGUCUGGACCCACAGACUGCGGGAAAGAAAGUACCCAGUGAUCUAUGAAGAGAUCAGCGAUCCCGAGGAAGAUGACUAA